Mesorhabditis spiculigera is the source of this 1914-nucleotide messenger RNA. NCBI's taxonomy places the organism in Eukaryota, Metazoa, Nematoda, Chromadorea, Rhabditida, Rhabditidae. The record is from the annotation of a GenBank genome assembly.
AUGCGAUGGAGCCGGUAUAUUAGCCGACGAUACACGGGAGUGCUCCAGUACAUCGCCUACAUUGGCGUGCUCUACUUCAUCUACUGUGUCGUCUCAAAUCGACGAGCUGCACCAGUGCAAAACGACGAAGAGGCUGUGUUCCCGGGCGCGAAUGCGGGGCUAAAUGCUCGAGAUGUAGACGCGAGAGCUGAAGCCAUCGAGCAGUACGAAAAGAAUCAGGAGGCUGGACAAGUCAACCGCGGCGACAAAGACGAUUGGGAGCAGUACAAGGGACAGCCGAAAAUUGACUGGCUUGACCGAGAACGAUAUGAGGCCGACAAAAGACGAUCUGGACCCGGAGAACAGGGUGUGCCCGUUGAGGUGCCCAAAGACAAGGCCAUUCAGGAUGAAGCGUUGGCCCUGUACAAGGCGAACGGCUACAACGCCUACGUCUCGGACAUGAUCGCCGUCGACCGAGCCAUCAAGGAUAUCCGUCACCCAGGAUGUAUGGACAUGAAAUAUUCCUCGAAGCUGCCGACCGUCUCCGUCAUUUUCCCAGUUCACGAGGAGCACAAUUCUACUCUUAUUCGAAGUGUUUGGACGGUAAUCCAUCGAUCUCCGCCCGGUUUGGUGAAAGAAGUGAUUCUGGUCGACGAUUCGAGUGAGAAACCGGCCCUGGGAAAACCGCUGGAGGAUUUUUGGAAGAAAGAGAAGCUCGACCAUCUCGUCAAAAUUCUUCGGACCAAGCAGCGUGAGGGGCUUAUCCGUGCACGACAACUAGGGGCAGAGAUCGCGACCGGUGAGGUGCUCAUUUUCCUCGACGCCCAUUCGGAAGCUAACUACAACUGGCUGCCGCCGCUUCUCCAUCCGAUCACCGAAGACUACAAGACCGUAGUCUGCCCGUUCGUCGACGUCAUUGACUGCGAGAAUUACGAGAUCCGACCACAAGACGAGGGCGCACGCGGGUCGUUCGAUUGGGCGUUCAACUACAAGCGAUUGCCGCUCACCAAGACGGAUCGGCUCAGCCCCACCAAGCCGUUCGACAGCCCCAUCAUGGCCGGCGGCUAUUUUGCCAUCUCGCGCAAAUGGUUCUGGGAACUCGGCGGAUAUGACAUAGGGCUCGAUAUUUGGGGCGGCGAGCAGUACGAGUUGAGCUUCAAGAUCUGGCAAUGUCACGGGCGCAUGGUUGACGCGCCAUGCUCGAGAGUCGCCCACAUUUAUCGGUGCAAAUAUCAGCCCUUUAAAAGCGCCGGCAAAGGUGAUUUCAUCUCGCGGAACUACAAGCGUGUUGCCGAGGUGUGGAUGGAUGAGUACAAGGAGCUGCUCUACAAGGGACGGCCGGGCGUAGGAACCGUGGACACUGGUGAUUUGACCGUUCAAAAAGCAGUUCGCGAGCGACUCCAAUGCAAAUCAUUCGAUUGGUUCAUGAAAGAGAUCGCCUUCGAUCAGGACCGCUACUACCCAGCCAUUGACCCGCCUGCCUCGGCUCACGGAGAGAUCCGGCACGUCGCGUCCGGGCUCUGCAUCGACGCCAACUUCAAGCAAAAGGAGCAGCGUAUCGGCCUCUCCAAGUGCGCCAGCGACAACCCAAACCUCGGUGGCGAGCAGGACUUCCGUCUGACCCGCUGGCACGAUAUUCGCCCGAAAGGGCGCCGCAUUUGUUUCGACAGCUCCUCGUCACAAGACGAAGCGGCCAUCGUUCUCUAUGAUUGUCACUCGAUGAAGGGCAACCAGCUGUUCAAAUUGCGCCAAAAUACCAACCAAAUCUACCAUCCGGCCACCUACCAUUGUAUGGCCGCCGCCCAAGACGGCUCUGGGUUCAUCUAUGGCGCACGCUGUGACGAAAAUGAUGAUAAACAAAAAUGGAAGUGGCAGGUCAUUGACGAAGAGCUUCUAAAUAAACGCCAGGAGGAAGAAGUGCGCGAAGGCGACUUA